AGGGCCGACAGAAGCGGGUUUAGCCUUGUAUCCAGUCAUGAGACCUACUAGACGAGCUCAGAUCACCAUUAUCCUCAUUGCAUCGGCGGUUAAGGUGCGAGCCGUGUAUAAGUGGUCCGAGUGCGAGGAGAGGGUUCGAGCCAUUCAGCGAGGUGAUCUAACCCUUGGCCACAUCGACAACACAACCAUCGACCAGUACUUAUACUUUGGUCCCGUCGCCGGAGCUACUGCGUCUCUUCCCAGGGAAGAUUAUUUGACGGUCACUUAUGAAGGUUGCAAAGUCAUAUGCGGAGAUCCCAUCGCCAUCAAUGAGACCCGCAGUGCAUUGGCCCUCGCUAGCAACUGGCUAUUCCCGUUGGCCAUUGUUCUGAGCCUACCGUGGGAGUCCCUGCACGAACGGAAGCUGUCUAGGACGUUAGUAGCGGUCGUGAACUGGCUUGGGAGCCCCCAGACGUCGUUAACCGCCACAAUCUUCAACUUUCGCCAGUUCCGCGAAUCCCACCGCCGCGUACUCCGCGAGGUUAACACCGAUCAGAGCCACCUGUACAGCGCCGCAUAUUUUGUCUUGUGCAGCAUCAACCAGUUCACGGGAUAUUCCCUGGUGUCCAAGGGGAACGACGGACCCGAGCCGACACGCAUGCUAAGCGUCUUGAUGUAUGGAUUAUUCCGCCCAAUGUCUCAAGAGCAAGCCCCCGAUGUCGAACUCACCGAGCAGUUGCUGCUCGCCUUGGCAUUCGAACUACGUAUGCUCCGCCGCAAGGGGGUCAUCCCAAUGCUUGCGGACCUGGGGACAUUCAUAGUGGCCUUUAUAUUCUCCGUAGUCCUCGCGUUCGCGGAUCUAGAUGGCGACAAUACCCCGUUCUCGCUAGCCUUCGGGCUUCUGGUUACCUGGGUUCCACUCCUCGUCGUGUUUACCAUUGUGGAUCGGAACCCCAUGUCCUCGGACCGCACCGCUGAACUCAUCUCGCGGUGGCUCUACAACGUGGAUGCUGUCAUGACUUGGGCCGACACUGGGUCCCCUACCCCCACCCCUGAAUGGUGGACAACAGCCAGCACCAUACCUAAAGCACUGAGAGUCGGCGAAUUCAUCGGACAGGGCCGGAAGAUCGAGUACUGUGGUCUUCCCAAGGCCGUGCUCCACGCAACAAACACUGUGAACUUGCAGAGGGAGACAACAGCAGGGCUUGAGACGUGUGCCCAAGAAGUUGCAAAGGUUCUGGGCCAAGGCAAGACCCUGUCGUGGUACGUCGUGGCGGUGCUGUCAUUUCUGCUGGUCUGGACCGCCAUCAUGAGUGCUUUCGUGCUCCAUUUCCAUGCGCCAACCGUUGGGCUUGGCUGCCGGACCCUCUCGUAUUUGGUUUUUGGUUUUCUAAGUUCAGUGUCCUGGGCAAUCCAGUUCUUCAGGACCUUGCCGCCGUGGGCACACUGGGUGUCAUAUAUCUUCAACGGCUUGGCCAUUUUGGUGAUGACUGAGAUCAUCAUACUUCAGCUCACUGGCCUGGCGAACAACUGUUAUUGUAGGAGCAGCGCAUUGGGCAUGCCACUCUGGGGAGGUUAUCUCGAUUUCAAGGACCCCGGAUACUACCUCGAGCAUUUUUAUGUGAUUCAUUACUGGACCGGCGCAGCUGUAGUUGGUGGAUUGGUCCCAGCAAUAGCCUUUGUGACUGCUCUGUUCUGGUGGCUUAAGUGCAAGCACCUGUGGAAGGCAAACGAGCGGGGGACGCAGUACCGAAUGUAUACUGUCAACGCAGACACAAGAUGGCUAGGCCAGUAA
Canariomyces notabilis is the source of this 1774-nucleotide messenger RNA. RefSeq lists its product as uncharacterized. Bases 38 to 1774 code for a protein of 578 amino acids. The transcript is spliced from 4 exons. The record is from RefSeq and is a predicted model, not a curated record. Lineage: Eukaryota; Fungi; Ascomycota; Sordariomycetes; Sordariales; Chaetomiaceae.